AUGACCUUUCCCUCCAACCCAGACGCGGAUCCGGAUCCGUCCUCCCAGAUCGCCUGGCCCGCACGUCACGGAAAGCCGUCGCGCAAUGGCUCUGGGACACAAGCGCAGAGGGUUGGUGUGGAGGAACGCACAACGCGGAGCAAUGGCAAGCCUGUAGCGUCGGGGACGGCGGUGGAGACGGAUAGCGCGGGCGGAAAGAAGAGGAUGUCGACGCUCGACCUCAUCUACCUCAGUCUCGCGAUGGGUGGGUCACAAGUUGCGUGGACGGUUGAGCUCGGAUACGGCACUCCGUUCCUGCUUGAGCUUGGCCUCACUGAACAACUUACAAGCCUCGUGUGGCUUGCCGGCCCUAUAAGUGGGCUGGUAGCUCAACCUGUGAUCGGUGCCAUCUCGGACGCGUCUACGUCCAAAUACCGGCGUCGGUUUUGGAUCGUGACUUCCACGGCUGUGCUUGUCAUCUCCACCCUCACCAUUGCAUACUGCCGAGAGAUUGCUUCUUUCUUUGUGAAUGACGUAUUUGGCGGCGGCGGCGGUAGCUGGGAUCCGGAGAAUAAGCAACGGGUACACGAUACAGCAAUUGGUUUUGCCAUCGUUUCGUUCUAUCUCCUUGACUUUGCAUUGAACGCUCUGCAAGCAUCCCUUCGGAAUCUCCUUCUCGAUGUCACGCCGCCCGGACAGCUCAAUGCGGCAAAUGCAUGGCACAGCAAGAUGUUGAACGCGGGAAACAUCGUUGGCUAUGGCUUGGGUUUCCUGCCGUUGGCCAAUCUGCCGAUCCUUCGGCUUCUUGGAGGAAGUCAAUUCCGCAAAUUCUGCGUUGUAUGCAUGAUAAUUCUUUCAGCUACUGUCUGGGUUACAUGCUGGACCCAACAAGAACCCAUUCGGAAGAAGCGUCAAAUUGAGAAGAGGAGUAGCAUGCGAGACAUCGUGAAGAACAUCUGGAACACAGUCUGGAGUCUUCCGCUACCCAUUCAGCGCGUAUGCAUCGUCCAGCUGUUCGCUUUCAUGGGCUGGUUCCCGUUCCUCUUUUACUCGACGACAUACGUAUGCCAAAUUCUGGCGUACGAGCUUGGUGAAGAGCCGGAUCAUGAUCGCGCUUCGCGAACGGGCGCACUAGCCAUGCUCAUCUACAGCUUUGUUGCCGUUGCCGCCGGUUCUCUCCUUCCAUACCUCACCCGGCGUGAUGCCGCGCUUCUCGCGCACGCCGGGGACGAGGAUGAGGACGCCGAGCUCCGCCGCCUGCGUGCCAAGUGCGCGAAUGGCGCGCCGAGGCCGCCGCGCACGGCAAGCCGCUCGGCUGCCGUUUAUGCCGUUCUUCCUGCGCAACAUCUGGACGGCCGCAUGAUCCUCUUCACCGGGCUCACGCUCGCCACGUUCUUCGUGACCCGCGUCUGGCAAGCGGUCGUCCUCGUCAGCCUCGUCGGCAUCUGCUGGGCGGUCGCGUGCUGGGCGCCGUUCGCGAUCAUCAUGGAGCGAGGCCGGGGCCGCCGCCGAACGCGGCGGGAGGCUGCGCGACGGUGGUCCCGGCGGCCGAGUCACGGGCGGACGCUGUCCACGCCGGGCGAGAGGCGGGGCAGCCGCACGGUGAACGCGGAGGUGGCGCAGGGAGAGCGCGCGCCGCUGCUGAGAAGACGAAGGAGCUUUGGUGAGCACGACGCGGAAGAGGCGGUCGUGACGGAGGCGGCGGGUGGAGGGACGGUCCUGGGUAUCCACAACUUGGCGAUCGUGAUGCCGCAGUUUGUCGUCGCAAUUGCAUCUAGCCUGAUUUUCCGCGCCGUUGAUGGCGAGGCGGAGAGCGGACCGCACGGUGGCGGCGGCACGUUCUACGGCAAGAAUGGUGUGGCGUGGGUGCUCAGGUUUGGUGGUAUCUGCACCUUGUUUGGCGCGAUGCUGGCGCAGAGAGUGCCCCCGACUCGCACUGAGAAGGAGAUGCGUCGCCGCCUCGCGGAGCUCAAGGUCCUCCAGGAGGAAAGCACUGUCUAA
Epithele typhae is the source of this 1980-nucleotide messenger RNA. RefSeq names its product MFS general substrate transporter. Gene Ontology annotation, biological process: transmembrane transport. The transcript has 12 exons. The coding region runs from base 1 to 1980 and encodes 659 amino acids. The record is from RefSeq and is a predicted model, not a curated record. Gene Ontology annotation, molecular function: sucrose:proton symporter activity. Gene Ontology annotation, cellular component: membrane. NCBI's taxonomy places the organism in Eukaryota, Fungi, Basidiomycota, Agaricomycetes, Polyporales, Epitheliaceae.